Molecule: messenger RNA, 1890 nt
Organism: Truncatella angustata
Lineage: Eukaryota; Fungi; Ascomycota; Sordariomycetes; Amphisphaeriales; Sporocadaceae
Exons: 3
Coding region: 1-1890 (629 amino acids)
Biological process (GO): secondary metabolite biosynthetic process
Molecular function (GO): oxidoreductase activity, acting on CH-OH group of donors; flavin adenine dinucleotide binding
Source: RefSeq, a predicted model, not a curated record
AUGCGUUUCCGGGCUUCUCCUUUGUCUGCUCUUGGGGGCAUCGGUGUCUCGAUCACAAACCCCAUUCUUUCAGCCGUCCAAGCUGUUAUUAACGGCGACGGACUGGUUGAAGGGGCACUGGGCGCCGUGGAGGGUGCCCUUGGUGUCGAAGCCACCUAUGAUUACGUCGUAGUCGGCGGAGGCACGGCAGGUAACGCCAUCGGGUACCGCUUGGCGGAGGCCGGCUUCUCGGUCGCCAUCAUCGAGGCCGGUCUAUAUUAUGAGAUUGCUAAGCCCGUCCUCGGCACGACGCCUGGUGGUGACAUUAUCGGUAUCGGAUCUAGCAUUCUUGACUCGAUACCGACGGUCGACUGGGAGUUUCUCACAGAGCCGCAGGCUGGUGCCAACAAUCGCGAAAUUCAUUAUGCCCGAGGCAAGUGUCUCGGAGGCAGUUCCGCCCUCAACUUCAUGAUUCAUCACCGUGGUAGUAUUGGGAGUUAUGAUAUGUGGGCCGAAGAGGUUGGCGAUGACAGCUAUAAAUUCGAGUCCUUCCUCCCCUAUUUCGAGAAGUCCGUCAACUUCACCCCACCAGACAUUACCAAGCGCCGAGCCAACGCCUCAACUCAAUACGAUCCGAACGCAUUCACCACACCUGGUGGCCCCGUACAAGUUGGAUACACCAACUGGGUAGCAGUUUGGUCAACAUGGUUGGAGAAGGGGAUGCAGGCUAUUGGCAUGAAUGCAACGGCUGGCUUCAGCAGUGGCAACCUCCUCGGAUACCACUACUCCCAGUCCACCAUCCGCGCCUCCGACCAGACCCGCAGUACUUCUGCAGAGUAUAUAUACACCGCAGUCAACGAUGAUCUGGACAACCUGAAGGUGUACACCCAGACCUUGGCCAAGAAGAUAGUCUUCAACUCGAACAACACCGCAACCGGCGUCCAAGUCAACAGUCUGGGUAUCGGUUACACCAUCCAUGCCUCCAAGGAAGUAAUCCUCUCAACGGGCGCCUUCCAAUCGCCCCAACUGCUAAUGGUGUCCGGAAUCGGGCCCAAGGCGACCCUAGACGAGCUCGCCAUCGACGUCGUCGUCGAUGCGCCCGGUGUCGGCCAGAACAUGUGGGACCACAUCAUGUUCGGGCCGGCCUACGAGGUGAACUUCGACACCUUGGACCGGGUGCUGCACGACCCGGUGGUGCUGGCGGAGUCGCUCGCCGACUACGUGGCGGACGGAACCGGGGCCCUGUCGUCCAACGUCGUCGAGUUCCUGGGCUGGGAGAAGCUGCCCGAGGCGUACCGCGCGACCUGGUCCGCCGAGACGCGGGACGCCAUGGCGCGCUUCCCCGCCGACUGGCCCGAGGUCGAGCACAUCUCCGGGAACGGCUACAUCGGCAACUUCCGCUUCCCGGCGCUGCAGCAGCCCCUCGACGGGAAGCAGUACGCCACCAUCCUCGGCGCGAUGGUCGCGCCCGUUUCCAGGGGCAAUGUGACGAUUAAGUCGUCCGACACGGCCGUCCUGCCUCUCGUGAGCCCGAACUGGCUCACCGCGAAGGCGGAUCAGGAGGUCGCUGUUUCCUGGUGGCGCCGCAUGCGCGAGGUGUGGAACACGGACGUCGUCCAGGAGAUCGUCAUCGGCGAGGAGUACUGGCCCGGCGUAGACCAAGACACGGACGAGGAGAUUCUUGCCGUUAUCCGCGAUGCGCUCAUGACGGUGUGGCACGCCGCCGGCACGUGCAAGAUGGGCAAGGAGAGCGACGCCACAGCGGUCAUUGACAAUGAGGCCAAGGUCUUUGGUGUUCAGGGGCUGAGGGUCGUGGAUGCGAGCAGUUUCCCCAUCCUGCCGCCUGGUCACCCGCAGAGCACCAUCUACGCGUUGGCGGAGAAGAUUGCUGAUGGGAUUAUCAAUGCAUGA